AUGCAUUCUCUCAAGAUCAUUCUUAUCUCCCUGGCCCCUGUGCUGGCGAUACCUGCAACGAGCCCACGGGACAUCGACUUUGAUGAGCCUUUCGACUUUGGACACGGCUUUCUGGUCCCUGCCAACGUUUCCAUUAAACAGUAUGAUUCUACUCCCAUGAUCUCGCUUUCUUCUCUGAACCUCCGCGACGUUGCAGCCUUGGAGGAACCUCUCGCUCCUGAGUUAGGCAACAUCACCACCGAGUUCGAUCUCGAUACUCGUGCACCAAAGGAGACCAAAGUAUUCUUCGGUAAGACUCAAGUUGACUAUGGCUGCGACGCCUCCAUCAGAAAGCCCCUCGGCGAAGCCAUCCACUCCAUCUGCGGAAAUAGAGAUUGCGAUAAGAGCGUCGUCUACACCCGCAAGGUCGUGCACAUGGCGAAUGGCAACCGCAAAAAGGACGCCUGGCUCUAG
This is a messenger RNA of Fusarium redolens, 453 nucleotides long. RefSeq lists its product as uncharacterized. The transcript has a single exon. The record is from RefSeq and is a predicted model, not a curated record. Lineage: Eukaryota; Fungi; Ascomycota; Sordariomycetes; Hypocreales; Nectriaceae. The coding region runs from base 1 to 453 and encodes 150 amino acids.